Macrosteles quadrilineatus (aster leafhopper) is the source of this 1723-nucleotide messenger RNA. RefSeq names its product tyrosine--tRNA ligase, mitochondrial-like. Gene Ontology annotation, cellular component: cytosol; mitochondrion. NCBI's taxonomy places the organism in Eukaryota, Metazoa, Arthropoda, Insecta, Hemiptera, Cicadellidae. The coding region runs from base 282 to 1667 and encodes 461 amino acids. Gene Ontology annotation, molecular function: ATP binding; tyrosine-tRNA ligase activity; RNA binding. The record is from RefSeq and is a predicted model, not a curated record. Gene Ontology annotation, biological process: tyrosyl-tRNA aminoacylation. The transcript has 10 exons.
GUUUAGUAAUGUUUACUGAUUAAUAAUUUCCGAUCAUGAAAUAAUGUUUACAGUUACAGUUAUUCGCUUUUGAAAUCGCAUUUUACAUUACAGCUACUAUUAGUUGCCUUCUUUACCUAAUGGAUAAACGUAUCUAAUUUUACUAUCAAUAUUUAAAACAACUAGGGUACCAGGUUUGUGUGGUUGGUGUGUACCCGUUAUAACCUCAAAUAAAUUAUUAUCAAAACAUUAGGGGUAGGCCUUAUGAGUUUUAUAUUAUUUUACUCUUAUUUAUAAUAAAAAUGUUAGUUCGUUCGGUCAUUAAGUGUUUCUGUAAAUGUCAUCCAAGCUUUGUAAGGUGUUACACUAAUAGAAACAUAUUGUUCCUUCGUGAAAGAGGAAUGUUUGAAGAUAUUUUUCCAGAUAAUGGAGCAAGUUCAAUGACGGAUAUAUUAAAUGCUAAGCCCCAGUGUGUUUAUGCUGGCUUUGAUCCAACAGCCAAGAGUCUCCAUGUUGGAAACCUACUUGUUCUCCUUAACCUUCUCCAUUGGCAAAGAGGCGGACAUCAAGUUAUUGCUUUGGUAGGUGGAGCCACAGGACGAAUUGGUGACCCGAGUGGUCGAAGUAAAGAGAGAGAAGAACAAUCUAGUAAUGUGAUCCAAGAUAACCUUGAAGCUAUUACUAGAAAUAUCCAAAGAGUAUUUAAGAAUCAUGAGGACAUCUUCUGGAAGAAAAAAGAAGAAGAACCACUGUUGCCUGUUAAAGUUGUCAAUAAUGAGACGUGGUACAAGGACCUCAAUUCAUUAGACUUUAUCUGCGGAAUAGGCCGUCACUUUAGAAUGGGAAUAAUGCUUAACAGAACUGCCGUCGCGACUAGACUUAAGUCAGAUGUCGGCCUGAGCUACACAGAGUUCUCCUAUCAGAUAUUCCAGGCAUAUGAUUGGUACCAGCUCUUCAACAAAUAUGAUUGUAGAUUUCAGAUUGGAGGCAGCGAUCAGAUGGGAAACAUCCAUUCAGGUCAUGAUUACAUUGGCAAGUUUUCAAAGAAGGACGUUUUUGGUUUAACCCUUCCUCUCAUAACGACAGAAAAAGGUGAAAAGUUUGGAAAGUCAGCUGGAAACGCUAUAUGGCUGGACCCUGAACUGACGUCACCAUUUGAGCUGUAUCAGUUCUUCAUUCGAACAGCUGACGCAGAUGUGGAGAAACUUUUGAAACUGUUUACGUUUAGAAGUGUACCCAGCAUUCAAGAUCUGUGUAAAAAACAUAUGAACAAACCAGAACUAAGACAAGCCCAGAAAAUUCUUGCAGAAGAUGUUACUCUGCUUGUACAUGGAGAGGCAGGUCUAGAGAGCGCCAAGACGACAACAGCUGCAUUGUACGACUCCAGUAUAGAACAGCUGGGUAAGCUGACUGCGCAAGAUAUGGUGAAGCUGUUCAAAGGAGCGAGAGUCCUAGACUUGAUACUACGAGCAGACCUCACCAUACAAGAUCUGGCCAUGGAGGCAAAGUGUUUUGGGACUACAGGUAUCGCUCAGACCAUCAUCUCAGCAGGUGGGUUCUACAUCAACCAAAAACGUGUGACAAACCCGAGUGAGAUGGUGAGCAAGUCUGUGCACAUUCUGCCCAACAACAUCUCUCUCCUUAGAGUUGGUAAGAAAAGUUACUUCAUCAUCAGGUGGGCGACAUAGAAUAAUCUCUUAGUAUUUAGUAUAUAAUUUGUAUAAAAUAAAGUAUUCCACCAUCA